AGCUUGACGGACAGCAGCUCGGAGGUGUCGGACUGCAGCGCCUCGGAGGAGGCCAAGCUGCUCUCGCUGCUGGAGCUGGGCGGGCUGAGCGGAGGCGGCAGCGACUCGGAGUCCCCGGCCAGCAGCAGCGCCCCUGCCCAGCCCGCCAGCGCCUCCGCGGACGGCGUGUCCCCGCUGCCGGAGGACCCGUCGACGGCCGCCUCGCUGGCCAGCAGCCGCCUGCCGCUCAGCACCUCUCUGGCCUUCUCCGACCUCACCGAGGAGCUGCUGGACGCCGGCGUCGCCAGGGAGCUGGAGGAGCUGCGCUCCGAGAACGACUAUCUCAAGGAUGAGAUUGAGGAACUACGUGCUGAAAUGCUAGAGAUGAGAGAUGUCUAUAUGGAAGAAGAUGUCUACCAGCUACAGGAGCUCCGACAGCAACUGGACCAAGCUAGUAAAACCUGCCGUAUCUUACAGUAUCGUUUGCGUAAGGCAGAACGGCGCAGCCUUCGUGUUGCACAGACUGGCCAGGUAGACGGAGAACUCAUUCACAGCCUUGAACAAGAUGUCAAGGUUGCCAAAGAUAUCUCUGUGCGGCUCCAUAAUGAACUUGAAGCUGUGGAGAAAAAACGCAUUAAACUGGAAGAAGAGAAUGAGGACUUACGCCAGCGGCUCAUCGAGAGCGAAUUGGCUAAGCAGGUACUGCAGAACGAGAUGGACAAACUGAGAGAGAAUUCUUUGAAGAAAAGAUCAUCACGUUCUCUUGGGAAGACAGACAAGAAGUCAUCUGCCCAGGAGGACAAUGCAGAUCUCAAGUGUCAAUUGCAUUUUGCCAAGGAGGAGUCUGCUCUCAUGUGCAAAAAACUGACAAAAUUAGCUAAAGAGAAUGACAGUAUGAAGGAGGAACUAACAAAAUAUCGGUCUUUGUAUGGGGACCUGGAAAGCUCUCUUUCUAUUGAGGAACUGGCUGACUCCCCUCAUUCCAGAGAGGCAGAGCUGAAGGUCCACCUGAAGCUUGUUGAAGAAGAAGCCAACAUCCUGAGCAGAAGGAUAGUAGAACUUGAAGUUGAGAACCGAGGACUGAGGGCAGAGAUGGAUGACAUGAAGGGGCAAGGUGACAAAGAACUCUUGGGGACAGACAUCCAGUUUGCCUUUUCCAUGACCAAUUGUGGGGACUCUGGAGAGAGUGUAAUAGAGCUCCGGCGACACUUGCAGUUUGUAGAGGAGGAGGCAGAGCUGCUGCGGCGCUCCCUGAUGGAGCUAGAGGAGCAGAACAAGCUCCUCAUGAAUGAGCUCAACAAGUACAAGUCAGAUCAUGACCUGGACAUCACUCUGUCUGAAGACAGCUGUUCUGUGAUCAGUGAGACCUCCCAAGAAGAGCUGGCCACUGCCAAGGUCCAAAUCAGUGAACUCAGUGGCAAGGUCAAGAAGCUGCAGUAUGAGAACCGUGUGCUGCUCUCCAACUUGCAGCGCUGUGACCUUGCCUCUUGCCAGAGUAACCGACCCAUGCUGGAGACAGAUGCUGAGGCAGGUGACUCUGCUCAGUGUGUUCCAACAUCGCUUUGGAGAGAGGUGCCUGUUGGGGGAGAGAAUGAUACCAAGGAAAGAGCACUUGGCAAUGGUUUUAGCAAGUCUCAUGAAAGCAGCAGCCCUAACAGGUUUCUCACGUCCAAGGACUUUGAGAUCCUUCUUGACAUCAGGGACCAGGCAGCACUGGUCAGCAAAGCCAUCGAUGUUCUGAUCUCUGAUGCCAAUGGCUUUACCUCCAGCCUCAAACUCUUCAUGGACAACGAUUGUGCAGAACUGGUGCUGAGUGAGGCCAUGGAUAAUGAGAGCACAACUGACUCUAAGCUAAUCAAUGCCAUUUUGAUGCGACUCGGUGUCCUCCAGCAGGAACUGAACACCUUCAUGAGGAAGGUGGACUAUAUUGGAGGCAGCUUGAAAGACCAGAAGGACUCCUUGCCAAGCUCCAGCUCUCAGGAUUCCACAAAAGAAGCUCUGAGAAAAGGGCAUAACACUGAAAUCCAGCAGUCUGACUUUAGGGAGGCCCCAGACUGGGACAUCGGAGAGAGCAGGACCUCUGAUCUGUACCACAGCAGCAGCAACACCACUGCCAUCGAUGUGGAUCCAAACAUGGAACUGGAUCAGAGCUACAAGUCAUAUCAGCCAGAGGAAAAGGACUCUUAUGUGUCUGAGGUAUGCACCCAUAUUCCUAGAAGGAGAAAGGUAGACAGGCAGGCUAGGGGACACUGGGACAGUAAUGGAGCUGAAGAAAUACCAGUUCAGUGCAUUUCAAAGGUUGAAAAGAAUUAUGUGGCCAUUGUUCAUAACAUGGUUCACUCCCUGCAAUUCAUUUGGUCUUUGUCACUUCCCAUCCUUCCUCAGCUAAAGGAGGAUCACCAGAAGGCCCUCCUAAGGCGAGAAUUUGAGCUGCAGAGUUUGAAUCUUCAGAGAAGGCUGGAGCAGAAGUUCUGGAGCCAGGAGAAGAACCUUUUGGUGCAGGAAUCCCAACAAUUCAAGCAGAACUUCUUGCUCCUUUUCAUGAAGCUCAAGUGGUUUCUGAAGCACUGGAGGCAGGGGAAAUUCCUACAGAAUGAAAGCAAUGAUUUCUUGGAGGUGAACAGCAUGAAAGAACUGUACCUGCUGAUUGAAGAGGAGGAGCUGAAUCCCCAGCAGCAAGCUGAUAACAAGUCAUGUGCCAGAGAUGCCUGGUCUCAGAACACGCCCAAUGAGUAUGUCAAGACCCUAUCAGACAUGAAGGUGAUCUUGAAGGAGCUGUGCACAGAGCUCCGUGAAGAGAGGAGAGGCAUGAAUGAGCUGCAGCAACAGUUUGCCAAGGCCAAGGCUACAUGGGAGGUGGAGAGGACUGAGCUCAAGUGUCUCAUUGCUCAGCUGGAAUCUAAGGCUGGGAAAGGUCUGUCAGAGCGCGCUCUCUCUGACUGGAAAAUGGCUCUAAAGAGAGAGCGGGAAGAGCACCAGCACCUCCUGGCUGAGUCAUACAGUGCUGUCAUGGACCUCACCAAGCAAUUGCAGAUCAGCGAAAAAAACUGGGACCAGGAAAAGCUGGAGCUCCUGGACCAUUUCAAGGAUGAGCAGCAGCAGGCAGAGCAACAAGUGAGGGAGCUGCAAAACAAAAUUAACCAGCUGCAGAAGGGAGCUGACCGAUGGGCUCUAAAGAACUCAGAAAUGGAGAAGCAUGGCAGUAGCUGGAAAGAGACUCUUAAUGAGAAAAUCACUGACAAAGAAACUGUUUCUGAAAUGGACAUCAAAGGAAGUAAUUUGAAAAGGACAAAAUCAGUCUCCUCAAUGUCUGAAUUUGAAAGCUUACUUGAGUGUUCUCCUUACCUUCCUGGGAAAACCAGCCCUGUGAUCAUAGACAAUGCCCGCAGCCAAAAGGGGUCUUCAACUACACAGGUGUUGCCAGACACUUUAAAGGACUCCGUAGGCCUCUCCCCCAAGAACUGUGCCUAUGCGAAUAGUGAGCAACCUACACCUGACUGCUUGACCCCCAGAAAGCUGGAUGUCCCCGCAUGUGAUUGCAGCCAGACUAAUACACUCUCUGUGCAGGAUCAGACUCACAAACAUAUGCAGAGGAGCUACACAGCCCCAGACAAGACUGGGAUCCGGAUAUAUUACAGUCCACCAGUGGUACGCAGGUUGGAGCCACCUCUAGUGCACAAUAGAGAGGGGAAGAUCAUGGUUGAACCUGGUUUUCUGUUCACAAUGGCCAAGCCCAAGGAAGAAUCAAACAACUCAGAAAGCAUGUACAGCCGGUGGCUGUGCAACUUCUCCAAGCAGCACCGAGAGCUGCUUGAUGGUGCUACAGUUACUGAGAAAGUGGUGGCCCCUGUCCCCAGAUUUCCGCCUUCCCUGCAUGACCUUGAAAUCUCUGGCAACAUGAGUGAUGACAUGAAGGAGAUCACCAACUGUGUCCGGCAAGCUAUUCGCUCUAGCUCCCUGGAGCGAAAAAUUAAGAGCACUUCUAGCCAGACAGUGGGGUUGGUCAAUGUUGGUACCCAGACGAUCCAGACUGUCAGCAUUGGUUUGCAGACAGACAUGCCCAGGGGUAGCUUCCACAGCAGCAAGAGCUGGUCCCCACGAAGCUCCUCCCUGAUGUCUGUGCGCAGCAAGCAAAUCUCAACAUCUCUGGACAAGGUCCACUCCAGGAUUGAACGGCCUUGUUGUUCCCCCAAGUACGGCUCUCCCAAACUCCAAAGAAGGUCAUCUUCUAAGUUGGACAACUCCAAGGACCGAAGCCUGUGGAACCUCCAUCAGAGUAAGCAAAAUGGGUCGGCCUGGGCUCGUUCUACCACAACCAGAGACAGUCCUGUUCUCAGCAACAUUAAUGAUGGCUUGUCCAGCUUGUUCAACGUUGUGGAGCACUCUGGGAGCACAGAGUCUAUCUGGAAGCCAGGGUGUCCAGAAAGCAAAUGCAAACCAGAAGCACCCAAGUAUGGGAUAGUGCAAGAGUUUUUCCGGAAUGUGUGUGGCAGAACUCAGAGCCCCACUUCAGCACCUGAGAAGAAAGACCCUGUAGGGGGAGACAACACUAGCAAGAAGCCAGAGAAUUCCUCCUCACUUGUGCUUCAGCAGUCUGAAAAUGCCCCCAAGAUCCUUGACAAAAAACCCUUGAAACCCAGCUGCAGUGAGGAACCAAAGUUGCCCAUCCCAAGCCAAAGUGGCAAGGCUCUGGCAUUAAAGGAGUUGGACACCAUCUCUGCUGCUGUUGCCAAUGAGGAUGUUGCCUGUGACUGCAGCUCCCAAUCAUUGACCUCCUGCUUUGCUCGGCCAUCGCGCUCAGCUAUCCGUCACUCCCCUUCCAAGUGCAAGUUGCAUCCCUCUGAAGGCAGCCGUGUGGAAGAGAAAGCAGGGCCCCUGAGUGAGUGAGAGGGCUGCUCUUGCUAGUCUGAUGAUGGAAGAGCGACUUCGCCUUGGAACUGCCAGUCCCUUUGGCACCUUCUGGACUGGCUACCUCUGAGCAAACCGCAUCCAAGGGGCUCUGCUCUUAGAUUCUCAGAGCAGUACCCUACAGCAUUGCCUUUCUUGUCUUAGCUCAGCAAGGAUACCUGCAACUCAGAAGCUGUGCUCUACAGCCAGAAGAUAGAGUGGGAGUCUUGCUAGGGUAUGGUUUCUUGUCACUGGAAGCCUUUCUGUCCCUUCCCUAUUUCUCUCAGUAGGAACAGGAUCUACAGGAGCUGGACACUGCCAGAGUCUAGUGGAGCAGUUGGUGCUGUUUCAUGGCAACGUGUGUGUGCGCAUGCAUGUGUGUGUGUGUAUUUGCCAGUUUAGGGAGAUGUAUCUCUCUCCUUUGUAAACGACACAUCACAGUAAGAGGCAUCGGGAUGCUGUGAUGUUUCAGUGAAGCUCCUUGGCCAGGAGGGAAAGGGAUCACCAGAGGGUUGGCUGCAAAGCCUUAAGGAACUGAGGAACACUGUGUUAAAGGGUUUUCCUGGACUGAGGCACUUGCUGAGGUGCACAGGAAGGGAGGAUUGGGGGUUGAGGGAAAGUGUUAUCAAAUAAUUGCUAAGGAAAUGCUAGUGUAACAUCAGGACUCUGGAAGUAGGCUCUGUCAUGUGGAAAUAGGCUGGUUUUGCUCUUUGGCCAUGUUUCACUGGGCACUUCUUUGCAGGAUCACUACUGAGCCACCUAUCCAGCCUGUACUGGCUUUGGUACUGGCUUGCAAUAUGUCCUGUAGAGACAAUGCUGUUGGUGAGCCAGCUGUAGAUUAAACAAGGACCCUAAAUAGAGCUACCACUAUGGCAGGUUGGUCUGUGUUGUCUCCCUGUCUUCAGGAGGUUGCUACCAUGGUUGCUAAGAUGAAGAAUAAGUUUGGCCACUUAUGUCAUCUUCAUGGCUCUGAACAAAGCUUGCUUUGUUGUAUUAGUCUCUGCUUCUGCGCUCAAUUGGCCAGGGUGUAGUUCAGCCCAAGAAGUUCAGAGAAAGGGAAAGCUACUCAUCCAUGUUUCCAGACCCAGCCUCAUUCCCACUUCUCCCUGCCCCACACAAUGGGUAGCUGCAGCUAUUUCUAAGGCUUCUGUUUUGUUUUACUGGAAAUCUCAGAACUUCUGUAACCAACAGGUUUCUUUAAGAAUGGAGCACAGAAACAGAGGGAGUCAGAAGGGCCAUCUAGUCCCACUCCUGGCUCCAGCUGGCUCCGCUUAUGUGUAUGUCCAAAUGACUGAAGAAAGAAAGGCUUGGUGCAGAGGCUAAGAAACACAGAAGAGAUAGCACCUUUCCAGUGGUGAACAGAGUGCAAGAUAUUGAGAGGUGUGUGUGGCAGCUCCGCAUCAAGGACAGGGCUCCUCCUGGGUCAUGCUUCCAUGCGCUGCAGCCAGCGCUCCACUUACUCAGCAAUGUGUGAUGCUUGGCAGUUCCUGUGAGUUGAUGCACUCCUAGGGCAAAUGUGUCUCUUGGGUUGGUGACCCUUUGGCUUUCCAUGUGUGUCUGGCAAAAUCUGCUUGGGUGGAUAACUUUCAGAGCCCCUACAGAGGAUUCCACUAUGCAUUAACAAUUCCUCCUUGCUUUGCUGAAGGAGUGAAAAGGAAGGGGUAUUUUUGUGGUCCCCUGUAUCUGUAGUACAUUGAUAAUGCGGCUCCUCCUAAGUCACUCUCCUUCAGGGCUGUGAUCUGAAUGAGUAGGACACAGCAGUUAGGGCAACCUGAAGUCACCUCCAGGCUUCAAUGAUGUAUACCAUAACCAUCAUUUUGUAAAGCACCUGAGAAUGCAGCUUGGAGAUCAGAAGUUUCUCCAUGUAAAAAGGGAAAAUUAACUCAAAACUGUCUGUGUACAGUAAACUUGCUUAUCAGGCAGAAAAUUUGGUCAGAACACUCUUCCUACCAUUUCACGUGAGAGUGUGUUCAGAUGCUGCAUGGCCCCACCAUUACUCUGAAGCAGGAUAGUCUCUGAGAAAGGUUGUACCACCUAAUUUAUAUAGAAGUGUGCAUCAGUCCUCUGAGAGGAUCAGGGAGGAAUGUUCCUGUGCAGAGGUGCAAGAGAAUUGAAAGUUCAGAUGGUAUUGCUACGAUAAAACAACCAAUCAUUAUCAGAGUCUGCAGAGAAGAUUAAAAUUGUCCUAGUUUCCUCCAUACAGGUCAGGGAGACUUUGGACAUUUCAGAAUUCAGCUUCUCAGAUGAAUUGCUGCAAACAAGAAUUUUCUUUGAAUAUCCAUCCCCUUCUAGAACCUGUGUGAAUUCUGGCCGUUUUUAAUACACUGCUGAAUUUAUAUUCUGCAGUUUAUAAUUUUAAUUUGUAUUUCUGAUUAAUCUGAGAUACAUGUUUGCCCUUUGUGUGUAUCAUUCAGGAGUUCCCAGUUCAAUUAAUUAUUUAAAUCAUUGUAGCAAUAUAAAUAUCUGUGACAUUCUGUUAUCUAAAAUAAGAAUAUGCAAAUAUGCAAACUAUUGUUUACUUAUUUUGAAGACCUUGUGUCAUAUCUAUAAUUGAAGAAAGACCAUAGAAUGAAAAAACAGCAUAAAUUCUCCAGUGAACUAGCUGAAUUUGGCAGUGUAUAAAUUUUACUAAAUAUAUGCGCUUAUCUUGCCUACCUCUAAUCAUAGAGAGGGACAAAGAAGAAUUAAUAGUAGACCUUUCCCUGGCAUUUGGGGAUUCUGCUCAGUGCAUCUUCUGCCUCCUCAGAUUUCACCAGACUUGCCACCCAAUAGCCUACACAUUUUCAAUGUGCUGCCCACACAUAUGACUCUCUUAAGGCCCAGCAACUGAUUACAACAUUUCAUUUAUUAGUCAAAUUUGCAUCAUUUUAUUUCAUAACAUCAGUCAUGUCUCUCUGAACUUUGAACAUUCUUUCAGCUCUAGCACAAUAUUAAAAGCAAACCAAACCACUGAGAAUUAAAUAGUAGUGUCAAGAAGUGCCUGCCUCAUUGUCUGCCCCAGAGUGUGCUCUCCAAGGAGCAGUCAUCAUUAGAGCUGGAAAAAAGAGAUCUGAUUGCUGCAUCCUUGUCUUCUCCCACUUGCCAACUAUGCUUGAACUCAACCUUUGAAGGCUACUUAAGGCAAACACAAAUGUAACUAGACCAAUCUGCCUUAGUGCUUCCCUUGAAUUUUCUUCAGUGAUCAGGUCUGUCAUUUCUUUACAAAGCAUUACCUGAAAAAGACCAAGAAGCCAUUUAUGUGUGUGGAGAUUGAGGGAGGAAUGAUACCUCUUGAACCCCAUGAGAAAUGUCCAGCUGUGCUCUAUGGCUUAUUGUUCUUUGGUUGAGUGACAGGCACUUGUUUCUGUUGCAUUCUCCAUUGUUCUGGCAUGCAUGCUUGUUAUGUUCCUACUUGUAAUCAAAGAACCAUGUUGCCAUUUGUAAUAGGGGAGAUGCUUCAGGAAGAAUUGCAUUCUUGUUCUAUGUGUGGAAAUAAAUCUAGUUGAAUUCACUAGUGUUUACUUCCAAACAUAGGAUUGCAGCUGAAGGGAGAUGGAAAAGAUAUGGGGGGAAAGGACAGGUGCAUGCCCCAUAGUAUUUCUAUUGGACUUUAAUUAUAAACAAGAGAAGCAAAACAAACCUUGGUUGGAAGAUGCCUUCACCUCUGCCUACUGCACUUAAUUUUGGAAUGAGAUUAUAGGAGCCUUUGUAUGGUUUUUGUCACUUUUACAGAAUAGGAUAGUCCCUUCAGCUGCCUCCAGUCCUGCUCUUGUGUAUCUUUAAAAACUAUUGGUCUGGUGAUCACUGAAUGAAAACAUCCCUCUUGUUCUCCUCUGAAGCAGUAGCAGACUAUGUUGAGGACACGGUGGGGGAACCAGUGUAUCUUUAGGUCCCUGAUCUCCUUUCAAAGGAGCUUCUUUAAAUACUGACAUUUUCUAAAUUUGGGGGUAGGGAGGCUGGUGAACCACUUGCAAGAUUAGCCAAGAUAAAAAAGGCUAUUGGAUUAUGGGGAUUGUAGCUCCAAGCAGCCAGUGCUGUCCUUGUAUGACAGUCUGUGGAUAUGCUUGCUUCGUUGAACAUGAACAUUUCUUGGGGGAAGCAGUCCCUUAAUAUGGAAAUGAUACAGAAGGCUGGAGGGACUGCAAAACUUUGGGAAGCGACACUGCCAGAUGCCUUCCAGUGUCUCCAAGUAAAAAUCAGCAUCACUUGUUCUGGUUGAAGAUGGUAGCCUAGAUGAAUAUAUGUGAGAUAAUGGAGAGACAGUUGCUCUGCCUAGACAGAGGGAAGGGAAGAAGGACCAGCAUCCCCUUGCCAGAUUGCUUCAAGAGCCAGCACCUGUGUUACUUCACUACAUUACUUGCAGGAGCACAUGUGCCUUCUGCACAUUGCAGGCCAGCACAUUCAAAGUGACAUAAGAACUGACUCUUUGCCAGAGCUAAAUGUCAGAACCAGAAUAAUGUACAGCUAAUAAGCAACAAUGUGCUAAAUACACGAGGAAUAGAGUCAGGCAGGAGCUGCAGUGAGCACAUUACAACCCCAUGCCUUAGGUAGUGUGGGGCUUAAAAUACUGGGAUUCAGCAUUCAAGACUGUGUGCUCACAAAAGAGUUUAGCACAGCCUCUUUAGCGUUAAUCCCAGUGAACUGCUCCAUCCUGUUUCCAGGUUGAGCUGUUCCCUUUCGACAGGCUAACAAGAUUCAUGCAAAUAUCACACCUGUGGCCUUCUUCUCAGCAUAUACCCAACAGUAUGAGUGAUUCUGUUACCACCAAUGAGGCAUCACCAAUGAGGCAUUGUUGCCACCAAGCGCCUUACCAUGUCAGGGAAAUGGAGAUACUGUCUGCUGAGCACAUGCUGUCUUCUUCCUCCUACAAAAUUGGGUAGAGCCUGUUCUUAUCUGAAGGACAGAAAACAAAGCAGACACUGGCAGCUGACCAGCUUGGGGCUGGAUAGCUUUUCUGGAGCAGCCCCUUUCUAUUCUUUGCAUGAGUUUGCAAAAAGUGGGUGGUCAGGGAGGGUUCAAAAUGCUUGCUAACUCCUGAUGUAAAGACUUCCUUAGGGGAUGGUUUUUAGCAUUUUCAUUGGGAUUUUUUUAAAGAUUCUUCUACUUUGGGGGUUGCGGGUUGUUGUUGUUUUUUCAUUUUUACAAAUGCCUUUUAAUUAUUUGUAUAUUCUUAAAAGUUUGUCUUACCUGUAAAUAACUGUGUUGGCUAUUUCUGAAUAUGAAUCAGUGGGACUUGGGACUUUUUGUCAUUAGCAAAUAACAGCCCUCUGCCUCAGACAAGAUAACCUGCAGCAUCCCCUUUGACAAUAAUGCUCCAAUGGCCAAUGUGUCUUGAUGCUCAUAGCAGUUUGGCUUUACUUAGGCACAGUCAGUGGAAGGUUUAUGGCUGGGCACAUCAUGUGACAUGGACCAUGUGCAAUCUACAGCUUUAUAAUGGAGCACCUUGAUAAUUUUUCUUCACACAAUUUGGAAAAAUGACCUCCAUAGGACUGGCCCAUGCUGAGCACUGUCCCCCCAGGAUAGUCCCUGCUGAAAAACAUUCUAACUGAAUUGAAUGUGAGCUAAUCCAACUGCUUAGAUUCCCUCCUCGUAACACCUGGCUAAGUUGAUGGACUAUUUUCAGUUCCAGUUAUCUCCAAGGAAGGUUGUGUGUAUCUGUAGGUGCUGAACUUUCUCUAAAUCUGAGCGUCUCGCCUCACUACUUUAUUUUCUUAUGAGAAUAUGUAACACUCAACAGAACUCCCAAAUUCCAUCAAUUCAUGCUGAAAUCUGUGUGUCCACUACCCCUGAUCAUUCUCAUGACUCUCUUGGUAUUUCUACGAGGAAAUUACACACAAUCAUUUUUCUCACUCUGAUCCCAUACCCUCUAUCAAACUGACUUUGUAGAAUUUUGAAGCAGCACAACCCCCCCCCCCCCAAUCAAUUUCAAGAGAGACUGUAGUGUAUGGCUGUGUUCAUAUAUGACAGUGAACCAUGGCUUAAGCACAAAGUGUGUGAUCACCAGUAUGCCUCUGGUUCAUGUAUUCAUAAAUGCCUCUCUCUCUGACACAGCGGCAAAGAGAUUGGAAGCUUUUGCUUCUGCUUUCAACUGACAGUGGUUACUUUUGAUAUUCUUGAACUGAGGGCUAUGGUUGCUGUGUAGAAAACAAACUAGAUUUAUUUGUCAUAGUUUAAAAUUGACUUAUUUCUCUAAACUGUAGGUAAAACUAACUGCAGUUUGUUCAUGUUUGUUGAACCAACAAAUAGUUCAGUCACAAGUCAACUGUUUUGAAUUAAACCAUAGUAAGUUCAGUCAUAAUUAGCUGAAAUGGAAGUGAAAGCUUCUGAGGGAUUCAUAGCUGUCCUGGAGAAAGAACGGUUCGUUGAACUAUAGUUUGUUAAACUAUACUUAGUUGAAAAUGGAAGUGAACACUUCCAGUCUCUUCACAGCCAUGAUGGAAGAGGAGAGGGGUGUAUAGAAGCCAAUGGUUUGUGCACAUAAUGCUAAAUGUGGGUUUUUCUUAAUGUGCAAAUCUGGCCGACAUGUGCAUUGUCAAGUGGGGAAGAAGGGAUAAUUGUAAUACUGCUGUCAUGUCUCAUAUUUUAGUUUACUAAAUCUUGACUGUGCUUUCUGUUAUGCUUGAGCAUGUCUAACAUUCCCUUGAGUUCUUCUGCUUUUUGCUGCUCCCAAGCUCCACCCAAAUUGCAUGAAGGACAGUUUUCAGUUUGUAUUAAAUAGAUUUGCCAUCGGUAGUGCAUGCUGGCUGGCUGUUAGAGGGAAAGAUACCUUCAGUCUUUACUUUUCAGGUGCCAUUUUUAAGACAAUGUUGCUUAAAUGAUCGCUCUUCAACACUGGAAGGCUAACUCCAUUAACCUCAGCUUUUUGUAUGAAGGCAUACAUGUCACAGUAGGCAUCUAGAUGACCAAAACGCUAGGCAGAGUUCUGUCAUCUCAGAAUUGCUUGACUUGCAUCAUUCUGUGAGAUGGCAGGGAGAAUCUUAACCUAGCUCAGAUGCACAUGUACAUAAAAUCUGGUUACAGGUGUGGCAAAAUGAACCCCCUUAAUGGUUCUCUGUCUGGUCAACCCACAGAGGUUUGCUGUUACAUAACCUGCUGAUACAUGUGGCUUUUUCUCUGGAAUUUCAUCCCCAUGCUAUGUUCUGCAAUUGAACAUGAGUUCUAAAUAUAGCCAUCCCAAGCAGAAUAUGACCUGUGUUUUCUGCCUCCUGCUGAUAGAAUCUGAAUCACUAGCAGUUGUCUGACUUUAUAGGGAAGCCAUUCACUUCCUUUUAAUUAAAAAUAUUUGGGCAAUAACAGGUGGUCACAUGUUUUUAUGUCACUGCCUUAAGAUGUAGAAUCCACCAGGAAGUUGCUGAAUUUUACAACCCAUUCCUAUUCCCUAAAAGAAUAGUGAUAAAGGGUCUAUUAUAUAAGAGAAUAAUUCCUAGGAACAAAAUCAAUUUGAAACUCCAAAGAAGAGGGGCAUUUCUCCAUGUGUUUAGGUGAUCUCAUUCAUGUCCCAUUUAAAUGCAUUUUGGGGCAUAACCUUAAGCCAGAUUUACCCACACAGGGUUCCAUGCUGCUUGCAAGAUGGCUUAGCUAGGGCUUGGCUUGGGCGUAUGUCAUGCUGGUAUGCUAAUGUCGCAUGCAGAGAUCACCUGGUUUAAACAAUACUAGCCACAUGGAAUACUACAUGGAUGGUGGUGUGGACAUUGCUAUUAGUCGUCGUCAUUGUCAUCUUCUUAUUCUUAGCCUAGUCUCUCUCUUCCCAUUACUUAAUAUCAUGCUCUUUAAUACAGCUCUUCAUCAGGCCAGUUUACAUGUUCCAAUAAGCUUCUGGUGGAUUGUGACACGUUUUUGAACAUUCAAAGCAAGACCACAGCUUGUGUUCUCCAAACCUGGGUACCCUUCUAUGAGAUGUAUGAGGGUUACAUAGAAACACAGAAAGAGUGAGUCAGAAGGGCCCUCUCAGGCCAUCUAGUCUGACCCCUGGCUCCAGCUGGCUCCACUCAUGACAUGUCUACCCUAACCCUAACCCUGUCCUUGAACACCCUCACCAAUGGGGUUUCAACCACCUCCCGUGGAAGCCCAUUACCUACCCUAGUGGUCCUAAGUGUCAGUACUUCAACUUGAACCUUGGUUCCGUGAGCUUUGCUCCAUUAGAAUGCAUCUCAGGUUAAAUAAUCCUUGCAUGGUGGUGCAUGGCCUGUUCCAGGGUUAUGUGAGAGUACUUUAACCCUCACAAUAUCCACUUCAGCUAGCUUUAGAUAACAAGCUGCAGCUUGAACGUUCAGAAACUGUCAGGUACAUGUCACAGUCUACAUAGUCUUGAGCAAACCAUUGUGGGCUACCCUGAUCCUGCAAACUGGGUCAUUGUCUCUUCCCAUGGCCUUUCUAUCUCCUGCCAUUCUGAAUACAAAUCCUAGUUGUCUUCACAUAGCUCCCAUUGUUUCCUUCAUUCUGUUUUAACUUUCUUUCUCAAUUGCUUUUCUUCACUUGCCCUCAUAUUUCUACCUCUUUAUCCCUCAUCAUGCUGAAGCCAAUAUUUGUAUCCUCUUCUCCUUUCCCCCAUGGUUCCCAGUACCUGCACCUGCUUCUAACUUCUUUCUUUGGGAUGAUCUUGCAUGAACAAUACUUUGACUUUCAUUUUCUUAGCUUAAUCCUUACUGCCACAUUCCCAUAUUGCAGUCUUCCCUAACCUGAUUCCCUCCAGAUGUUUUAGAUUUGGGGACUGUAAUCCAAAAUAUCUAGAGGUCACCAGACUAGAAAAGUCUGCCAUAUUAAUUCCCAGAUUUUUUCAUCUCUUUCUGGGUCUCUUGUUCAGAUGUACCUGCCCGCUCCACUGUUGCAUUCCUUGUUUGGUUCAUUACCUCUUUACUGCUCCUCUGACGCUGGUUACUUGUGUUCCUUCACUUGUACCAUUACUUUAUGUGUAUGUAUACACAUGCUAAUCUUAUUUUCUUCUUGGAAUACAUGCCUACUAUUCUAGGGAUUGGGCUGCCUCUGUGAAACUACUCUGUAGUGUUACCAGUACACAUUCUUCUGAAUCCUUUCAAAUAGCCUUCAAGUGGAUAUUGUAUGCUUCUUUUUUUCCCUAUCGUACAUUUCUAUUUUCCAGUUAUCUACCUUUCCUUUUCUUCUGGCAUCUGAUCAAAAGAAGGCCUGAUUAAAAUAACUUACCCCUGCUAUUAUACUCCAGGGUAAAUUGUUUGUCAGUCAUCCAUAUCAGGGUCCCAUUAUGCUGUGCAGCCUCUGAGGGAAAGGCAUUUAUUGAGCAUUUCUGUUACACAAAAGGCCAUGUUGUCAUGCUGUGCACCACUCUCUAAAUUAUCCUUUGUCCAAAUUCACGUGUAGGAGGACCUUGGGCAUCCACUUCUCCCUGGAAAGGCACAUUCCCAAUAUGUUUCUUCAAGUGUUAAUGGUUAGGGCCAAUGCUUUACUUCUUGUACUGGGGCUGCAGACCUCGGUACAAAUGCAUGCGUGCUCCAUCAAACAUUAAAGGAAUGAAUGCACAAAGUAAAAUUUGGCACAGGUCUUUACAAAAUUGAGUUGAUGUGGCUCCAUCCUUUCCUGGUUCUUAUUUUAGGACUUCUUUUGUUUUUAAAGGCAUUGAUUCUUACAUUGUGGAAACAGUGGGUUGGUUUGUGCUAUAAGAACAUUUUGCAAAUGUCCAUCAGAAUAUCUUUCUCAUUGGAAAGAGAAGAUAGCAUCUUUGCUGCUUCCAGGGAAAUGUUUGCCUUGUGCCUUGCUGGCUUCUCCCUACUUCUUGAUUUUAAAAAAUGGGGGUAAGAUGCAGUGUCUGGAUUCUACCUACAAUACUUCAGCUCUUCUAUCAAGGAGUGUGUGUGUGUGGGGAGGGGGGGGUCAGUUUUCAAUUGUAUUUCAUUUCUGAGAUCUGUACUUUUGUAUUCCAAAAAUUUGAAUCACUGUCUCUGGUGGUUGCAUAUUCUCCUAGAUCUGUUUUGUGCCUAGUCAUUGCCUUCCAUACCAAGAAGAUUGUAAAUAUUCAGUUUGAACUGGGGCAUGAUUUGCCAUUGUUGUAGCAAGGGGAUUUUGUGGGAGGAGGGCUGUUUUUAAAAUCUUUAGGUCACAAUGUUCUGUCUGGUCAAUUUUAUUGUAUAAAAAGGCAAAUGGAACUAAUUGUAGAAGUCGCACAAGCCCACAAGCUGGAUUUUUUGUUUUGUUAUGUUAUGUUUUUACUCCAAAUUCUCAAACACUUGUAUAUGGUCUUGGAGCUUUUUACACUGAAUUGUUGUAGAAAAUGAGAAUCUAAAGAUCUGUUGAAAGAGCCAUUAAAAUACUCUUGUUAAAAAUAAAA
Molecule: messenger RNA, 15142 nt
Organism: Varanus komodoensis (Komodo dragon)
Lineage: Eukaryota; Metazoa; Chordata; Lepidosauria; Squamata; Varanidae
Gene: MTCL2
Product: suppressor of glucose, autophagy associated 1
Exons: 14
Coding region: 355-4866 (1503 amino acids)
Biological process (GO): insulin receptor signaling pathway; regulation of autophagy
Source: RefSeq, a predicted model, not a curated record